AUGGGAAACCGCGUAGAAUCCAUGAAAAAAAUUGAUGACGACAAUGCAGUAGAAACGAAGUCGUCAUUUGAAUUGUCUACGGUACGCGAAGCUUUGGCACUAGAACCGAUCACCGAUAAGACAGACGUAAAACCCAGCGAUGAAAGCAUGGCAACACACAAGCUCCGCCAUUACUGGACCGCGGUCGUUGGAAUUCUCUCGGCUGUUUCAAGCGGUAUAUGUUUGGCAUUUUCGGAUGUGUUCACUGUUAUAUCAAUUGAUAAGGAAUUGUCACCAGCGCAACUGUUACUUGUCAAGUCGAUACUUGUCUUUAUUAUAUCGGUAGCAAUUCUGACAUAUAACAAAGUUAAUCCAAUGAAACUAUCCAGGAGGGACCUACUGUUGAAUAUCAUGAAAGGUCUGUUCGAAAACGGAGCUUUUGUUCUGUUUUAUUAUGCAUUGGAUAUCGUUGGGAUGGGAGACGCGACGUCAAUUGUAGCGGGCGCACUGCCGAUAUCUACAUCAUUGUUUGCGUGCGUAUUACUGAAAGAGAAUUAUAGGUUCCAAGAUUUGAUCAGCUUAUCAAUAAACUGUGCGGGGAUUUUAUUAAUAUCACGUCCUGAAUUCAUCUUUGGUAGUAAUCCGUUGAAUAUUGACACUCCUAGACCAAAUGGAAUUGGAUAUGCAUUCGCAGUAUUGGCUGCUGUCGGUUUAGCCAUUGGAACAAUCUGUUCAAGAAUUAUGACUGACAGGAUGACACUGUUAAUUGUAAUAUUUUACAAUGGAUUAACUGGUGCGAUUCUAACGGGCAUUUUAGUCUAUCCCACCAGCUCAGAACGAAUGCCCCGCCUAGUGUCGAGCAAUCCAGUCUUAAUCGCUUUCAUAGCCGGCAACGUGGUGCUAUAUGUCGCGUACUUGUAUUUGUACAACAAAGCACUUCAACUACAAACUGCUAGCAAAACAUCCCUUCUACUAAACGUUGCACUCAUUAUUAGUUUUGUAUCAGACGCUCUCGUGUUUCAUACGCACGUACUUAGUAUCGAGUUGAUCGGAGCUGCACUUAUUUUUCUGAGUUCCUGUAUUGUUGCAUUGCUUGUUUGGAUUGAAACAAAGCGGGUAGUACAAGAAGAAACUAAAUUACUUAGUAAUAAAGACUAG
This is a messenger RNA of Saccoglossus kowalevskii, 1137 nucleotides long. Its product is annotated as solute carrier family 35 member G1-like. Lineage: Eukaryota; Metazoa; Hemichordata; Enteropneusta; Harrimaniidae. The record is from RefSeq and is a predicted model, not a curated record. Gene Ontology annotation, cellular component: membrane.